This is a messenger RNA of Coturnix japonica (Japanese quail), 581 nucleotides long. The record is from RefSeq and is a predicted model, not a curated record. Lineage: Eukaryota; Metazoa; Chordata; Aves; Galliformes; Phasianidae.
UGCAGUGCCGUGUGCAUUGCCACGUGCAAUGCAGUGCCGUGUGCACAAUGGGCUGUAUGCAUUGCAGUGCCGUGUGCAGUGCGGUGCUGUGUGUGCCCCCCUUGCACACUCACUCCUUGCACACUCCCCCCUUUGCAGACUCCGCCCUGGCCCAGCUCUAUGGUGGUUCCCCAUUGGAGCAGCAUCACGUGACCGUCGGGUUCCGGUUGUUACGCGGCGCCGGCUGCGACAUCUUCCAGAACCUGAGCAGGAAACAACGGCAACGGCUGCAACGGAUCGUCACUGAUGUGGUGCUGGCCACAGACAUGGCGCAGCACAGCGCGCUGCUGGCCGACCUGCAGGCAGCGCUGCAGGACAAACAGCUGACGGGCAGCGGGACCCUGCGACUGCACCGCAAUGGGGUUCUCCGCGCCGUUGUCCAUUGCGCCGACCUGAGCAACCCGACGCGGUCGCUGCGAGUGUCGCGUCGUUGGUCGGGGCUGAUCAUGGAGGAGACGAGGAGGCAAAGGGACAAGGAGAGAAUGAGGGGGGUGGGGGGCACAGCUAUGGGGCACAGCAAUGGGAGCAUGGAGAACACACAG